AAAAAUAAAAUACAAAGCAGCGUAAACAAGAGACAUUCUCUUGAAUCUUGAUCAGAGCGCGGCGUCGAAAGACAUUUGAGUUGUGUGAAAGAAAGGAAUGGCUGCCAUGGAUACCGAUGUCCCGAUGGUGCAAGCUGGUGAUUCCUCCUCCAGCAGUGCUGGCCCUUCUUCCAAGAAGCCUAAGCGGUUCGAGAUCAAGAAGUGGAAUGCUGUCGCUCUCUGGGCCUGGGAUAUCGUUGUUGAUAAUUGCGCUAUAUGCCGGAACCAUAUCAUGGAUCUUUGCAUCGAGUGCCAGGCUAACCAGGCUAGCGCCACUAGCGAGGAAUGCACUGUAGCUUGGGUUUACCUCAGCUUGGCAAAUGCAGGACUACUCAAACUGUUGCUGUGUUUUCAUCUUACGCAGGGGUUUGUAACCAUGCCUUUCACUUUCAUUGCAUUAGUCGAUGGCUCAAGACUCGUCAAGUAUGCCCUCUAGGUAUAUCUACAUCUGAAAAUCAAAUUGAAUAUUUGUCGCAUCUGGAAAUGUGAUGCGGACGGUGCGAGAGCGGAGGUUCUGACCUUCGAAAGGAAGACCGGAGAAAUGGGAGUCGCUACCAAGAUUUUAAGGGAAAUCUCGGGAAAUCAUUUAAAGGUGGAUAAGGGUGGUCUAUGAAAAUAGAAAAUAGAUUCGGGAGUUGAUUGAGUGUGGGGAAGGUAUUAGGCACCCUACAACACCUAUUAGUAAGAACGGUUACCUGAAAUUUGUUGUGCUAUAUAAAUAUGAUUUUAAAAUUAUUUUAAUUAUCUCUUUUAUAUUCA
This is a messenger RNA of Prosopis cineraria, 798 nucleotides long. RefSeq names its product RING-box protein 1a-like. Gene Ontology annotation, biological process: anaphase-promoting complex-dependent catabolic process; protein ubiquitination. The record is from RefSeq and is a predicted model, not a curated record. Gene Ontology annotation, cellular component: anaphase-promoting complex; nucleus. The transcript has 5 exons. Bases 98 to 475 code for a protein of 125 amino acids. Gene Ontology annotation, molecular function: cullin family protein binding; zinc ion binding; ubiquitin protein ligase activity. Lineage: Eukaryota; Viridiplantae; Streptophyta; Magnoliopsida; Fabales; Fabaceae.